This is a messenger RNA of Zophobas morio, 531 nucleotides long. RefSeq names its product ER membrane protein complex subunit 6 (gene EMC6). Gene Ontology annotation, cellular component: endoplasmic reticulum; membrane; EMC complex. The transcript is spliced from 2 exons. Bases 158 to 499 code for a protein of 113 amino acids. Lineage: Eukaryota; Metazoa; Arthropoda; Insecta; Coleoptera; Tenebrionidae. The record is from RefSeq and is a predicted model, not a curated record. Gene Ontology annotation, biological process: protein folding in endoplasmic reticulum; autophagosome assembly.
UCAUUCUCAUUUGUCACUCGUUAAUCUGUCAAACGACGAUGUCAUUUGGAGCAAUUUCAUUAAUUAAUAAUUAUUGUUGAAGUCGUAAUUUUGUUGUUAAUCGAGUGCAUUCAGACUCAAGACUGCCACAUUUCUAACCUACAAAUCAGUAACCAUCAUGUCAUCGAAAAGUAAAAAUGGGAAUAAUCGAAAAGUGGUGGCUUACAGUGACUUAGCAAUUAGAAAUAACUUGUCUGUAGUCGAGUACUGUCGUACUUCGAUGGCAGCCCUGUCAGGGUGUACAGCAGGUGUUUUGGGUCUAACUGGACUCUACGGGGCAGUAUUCUACAUUUUCGCGGUCACUAGUCUCUGGUUUAUGAUAUUAUUCAAAGCCGGAUUAUCGAAUUGGAAAAAUUAUUUUAUUUCUCGAAAAGCGCUACUCACAAACGGAUUUUUUGGACAGUUGUUCACGUAUAUAUUGUGCUGGACAUUUAUUUAUGGGAUGGUACACGUGUAUUAAACAGGGUAAAAUUAAAGUCUACGUUAUUAAGA